AUGAUACUAAAAUAGCUAAUUAAGUAUUAAUUCUCGAACAUUCGUCCUAUGAGAGUUAAAUACGUUUUGCAGAGUAAUCACACUAUGUUUAAUCUAAAUCAUUUUAGGAGUGCUUUGGCUGCAUAUUACUAUGCUAGAUCCAAUGGAGCCUCUUUUAUCCUCCAUCUGGACGACAUUAAGGAUUAAUCGGAUCACCUAGAUUUUAGAGAUCUCUAUACAGGGAUAUUAAAGUAGUGUAUUAAUUGGGACGAAGGAUAUCAAAAUUAGUAUGAAGAGGAGGGACAACUUGGUCCUUACGAAAGCUCUAAAAAAUUAGAUAGAUAUAAAGAAAUUGCUGAAUAACUGAUAAAAGAAGGAAAAGCUUAUAGAUGCUUUUGUGAUAAAGAAACUCAUAUUCAAUAAAAUAACUUAAUUUAUAAAAAUAACAAAAUACCAUAAUAUAGCGGAGUAUGUAGAAAUUUAACAGAAGAAUAGAUCCAAAAGAAAUUAAAUGACAAAGUUGAAUAUUGCAUAAGACUCAAAACUGAUGAACUUACCAGAGACCCAUAUAAGAAGAUAUUUUAUAAAGAUGAAAUAUAGCUAAAUCCUUUUAUUUAUCAAGCCUUUUUGUAUGACAUGAUUAUUUUUAAAACAAAUGGUUAGCCAUCAAAAUUCUUUAGCUUUUCCAUAGACGACAUAGAUCAAAAAAUAACUCAUGUUGUUAGAAAUUAAGAAUGGAUGAAAGACAUCCCUAAGUAGCAAGUUAUUUACUAACUUUUAAAUCAUUAAGAUCAACCUAAGUUUUUCCAUUUGCCGAAUAUGCUUGAUAGUAAUCAUAGAUACUUCAAGAACGAAGAAUUAUUUAGAUACUUUUAAGUUAAAGAUUUUAUUAAAUAAGGAGUUUCAAUUCAAGCUUUAGCUAACUUUGUCAUUACCUAAAUAUGGAGAAACUAGGUUGUCAAUUAAAAAAUCAAGUAACUCAAAGAAGAAGGUAAAACUUAAGAUGAAAUAUAUGCCCUUGAAUUAUACUCACCUGAAUAUCUCAUGAAUAGCUUCACUAUGCAAGAUGUUAAACAAGAAAGCUUUGAAUAUGACUAGCUAAAAUUGAAUUACUUCAAUAGAUACUUCAUACGCCAAAAAUAUAUGCCUCUUUUUGGAGACGAUAUUAGUUAAAAAUAAAGUGAUAAGCUUAUCAAUGAAUUUAGGGAAAUUCUCAUUUAGCAAUUAGGCCCUGACUUCUAGGAAGCUAUAGACAGAGUUAAAGAUAAAAACAUAGUGCAGAUUAUAGAAAUAGUAACUAACAGAAUUAGAAAAUAUGAAGAUCUUAGUUCUUACCCAUUCUUUUUUACUGAUCCUACUUAUAACACUCAAAGGGAAAAAUCCUCUAGAGAAUUAGUUUUUAAAGAUCCUGUAAUAAACCAAAAAUAUGCACAAGUAAUCAAAGAUAUGAUAAAUAUUUAUAAUAAAAAACUUGCUGACAGCUAGUUUGAUGAGUCAAAUAUUAACAAAUAAAUUUCUUAUUACAUUAAAAAUGUAAAUUCAAAGCUAGAUAAAGACGUUUAUUAUAAAUUUUUGAGAUUCACAUUAACAGGAUAUCAUUAAUCUCACGCUAUAGGUCUUGUUUCAUAAAUUAUUGGAAAAUCUGCAUGUUUGAGAAGACUCAGAAAUAUGUAAAAGCUAUUAGAGGAAGUACCCUAAUAAGAAUGA
This is a messenger RNA of Tetrahymena thermophila SB210, 1686 nucleotides long. Its product is annotated as tRNA synthetase class I (E and Q), catalytic domain protein. The transcript has 5 exons. The record is from RefSeq and is a predicted model, not a curated record. Gene Ontology annotation, biological process: glutamyl-tRNA aminoacylation. NCBI's taxonomy places the organism in Eukaryota, Ciliophora, Oligohymenophorea, Hymenostomatida, Tetrahymenidae. Gene Ontology annotation, molecular function: glutamate-tRNA ligase activity; tRNA binding; ATP binding.